CUCCCUCCUCACUCCUGUCGAACGCGAGCAUCAUUCUAGAGACGGGAGCUCCAGCGCCGUUUCUCUAAGCACUCUCUAACAGCAGAAAUGAGCCUAACUUUGUCACUCUGAUCUUCAAGAUGCCAUCCAGGAGAGGAAAUUCGGGUGGUGGAUGGAGUGACCUCACAGCCGCCAGGGUCAAAUCGACUCCUCUGCCCCGCAUGAUCAAAUGCACGAAAUGCGGAAAAAAUAAGAGUGCGGAAGCGUUUUCUAACAAGCAACUGAACCAAGUCCGGGCGUCCGUCGCGAAGUUUGGCCAAGGCGCCUCCAUUCCUGGGGUCAGAUGCACUGCGUGCACUCCGGGGGCCCAAGAGCAAGGCACCUGCGUCAUGUGCCACAAAAUCAAACCCUUGCUGGAAUUCUCAAAGCGGCAACGUGGGGAAGGCGACCAGAAGAAAUGCGAAGAGUGCAUGGAGGAGCACCUGGUCCUGGCCGACGUGCCAAUGGAACACGAGGUCAACUCUGUGCCGCCUAGCAUUGAGGACGGGUCCGAGACGGACGAGGAUAGCUCGUACAAGACUGGACUCAGCUCCCGCUUGGGGACCCUUGAGAUUUCGAGUAACUAUACGGGCGAAUCCAAGGAUACCACUAGCAAGCCAAGUGGGAUUCGACUCCCGGUAGAUCUUCAGUCGUUCCUCGAAUCGGAUGAGUUGUUCGAAAGCUCCACGUCGAAGAGCAAAGCUUCCCGACGUGGCUUGAUGAUCGGCUUUUCGAACGCCUCAAAAGCUCCUCCUCAUGCCACUUCUUCCUCUGCCUACGAUCCCUACGAUGCGCCGUCUCAGGCGGACGACGAUGCAAUCAACCGAGCCACUGCGGCGAUGCUUCAAGCCGCCCCCGUGCCCCCGCCCUCUGGUGCAAGCCGCUCAAAAUUCGCCAGAGUUAAGGCGGCCAAGCCAGUUCGGUCCGGGAAGUCGGGGUUUUCCGAUGACGAGAAGUCUGACCAUGGGGAUUGGAGCACCGUUGACUCGGACAGUGAGGAUGACGAGCUCCCGUGAGCUGAUGCGCUUGCAUAGCACACCAAGGUGAUUACGAACAGUACUUUUUCUGUGAUGCACGAUGGCAUCGGGAUACUCAGUGAAGAGAGCUUGGAUGCUUCAAUCGAGAAACUGCACAAUUCGCGAUGCGCUAGGGGUUGCGAAAGUCCAAGGCUUCCUUUCUCCGAAACCAUCAAGGUGAUUUGACAGUCACUGAAUGGAAUUCUGGGAUACUGGGAUGCUUGAAUCAUGUAUUACCACCCAAUUGCGAAGAGCCAGCGCUUC
Messenger RNA from Eremomyces bilateralis CBS 781.70, 1298 nucleotides. RefSeq lists its product as uncharacterized. The record is from RefSeq and is a predicted model, not a curated record. The transcript has 6 exons. Lineage: Eukaryota; Fungi; Ascomycota; Dothideomycetes; Eremomycetales; Eremomycetaceae. Bases 120 to 1034 code for a protein of 304 amino acids.